Cucurbitaria berberidis CBS 394.84 is the source of this 2709-nucleotide messenger RNA. Its product is annotated as OPT-domain-containing protein. The coding region runs from base 1 to 2709 and encodes 902 amino acids. Gene Ontology annotation, molecular function: oligopeptide transmembrane transporter activity. The transcript has 6 exons. Gene Ontology annotation, biological process: transmembrane transport. Lineage: Eukaryota; Fungi; Ascomycota; Dothideomycetes; Pleosporales; Cucurbitariaceae. The record is from RefSeq and is a predicted model, not a curated record.
AUGUCGUCGCGCCCGCUGUUGCUGGUGCGCUCGUCUCCGGCGCAGGGCACAGGGUCCUAUGGAGGUUUGCCGAUCCUGUCUGUGAGCCCUGACGACUCGGAUGAGCCUCAUGUGACCAAUACCUCGCCACGAGGAAGGAGAAAGGGAAAAAGCACUCUCGCCAACGGCAGUGAUGACGACACCCGGGGUGUGCCUAUUCUUACAGACUCCACUACGCCGCGACGGAGAACAAGAGAUGCCAGUCGCAGCAGCAAGACGCUUGAUGACGAGUUUGACGGCCAAGAAGAACGCCCACGCACUCGCCCUGACGAAGAUGAGGCAUCAGACAGCGACGAUUUGCACGACAUCAAAGGCGAUCCGUUAGACAACUCACCUUACUCCCAAGUCAGGGCGUCCGUCGCUGCUACUGACAAUACCUCCUUGUCUAUAGAUACCCCGCGCAUGUGGUUUCUCUCCAUUUUGUUUUCCAUCGCCGGUUCUUCGACCAACCUAUUUUUUUCCCUACGAUACCCUAGCGUCAGCCUCACUCCUAUUAUUGCUCUUUUGCUCGUUCACCCUCUUGGUCUCCUUUGGGAUCGACUCUUCAAACGACUAGAUGACCCGGAGGAAAUCUUCAUCAAUGGAUCUCUUCAAAAGCGAUCGAUUGCCACGGCUACGUUGAAACGACGAUUACGGCUCUGGCUUGCACAAGGCCGCUGGAACGAGAAGGAACAUUGUUGCGUCUACGUCAGCAGCAAUGUGUCUUUCGGCUUUGCUUUCGCUACAGAUGUCAUUGUCGAGCAAGUCAAGUUCUACCACCAGGACCUUGGCAUCAUGUACCAAAUCCUGCUUAUUCUUUCUACUCAAAUCCUAGGCUAUUCCCUUGCUGGCAUCACGCGCCGCUAUCUCGUUCGGCCCAGCGGCAUGAUAUGGCCGAGUACUCUGGUUUCUACUGCCAUGUUCACAGCUCUGCACAGGGACGAGAACAAGCCAGCCGAUGGUUGGACGAUAUCACCGCGCAAGUUCUUCGGUCGCAUAUUCUUAGGCUCGGUCGCCUUCUAUUUUCUUCCCGGUCUACUUUUCCCUGCGUUGAGCUAUUUCAGCGUCAUCACGUGGUUCGCACCCAACAAUGUUGUUGUUGCUAACCUUUUUGGAAUUGCAUCUGGUCUUGGAUUAUUCCCGUUGACCUUCGACUGGGCGCAAAUUGCCUACAUUGGAUCACCGCUUGUCACACCAUUUUGGGCUGCCAUGAACAUUUUUGGUGGUCUUGUUGGUGUCAUGUGGAUUGCGGCACCGAUAAUGUAUUACAAGAACGUCAUGUACUCCUCCUACAUGCCCAUCUUAUCAGCUGCGGUAUGGGACAACAGAGGCAAGCCGUACAAUGUCAGCAAAAUUCUCACAAAAGACUUUUUGUUCGACGAGGAAGCGUACAAAGAGUACAGCCGGGUUUACCUCCCAAUCACCUACGUUCUUAGCUACGCGCUUCAGUUUGCCGCUUUGACUGCUCUACUCUCGCAUACUGGGUUGUGGCACGGCAAAGAUAUCUGGAGGCAGUGGCGACGCUCGUGGGUGGAAAUCCGAAAGGAGGCGACAUCAGUCGAUUAUCAGCCAUUGAUGAACAGCGCAGAGGGCGACGACCGUCCCACAUCGCCCGCCACAUAUCGAGUGUCAAAAUCCAGGACAACCUCAGAACCCGAAAUUGAAGACCUGUUGAACUCGGAAGAUGUGCACAAUCGCCUCAUGCGAAAAUACGACGAUGUACCAAUAGCCUGGUACAUACUGACUGGCGUCAGCAUGGCCGCUGUUGGUGUAUUUGUCGUUGAGUACUAUCCAGUCCAUCUACCUUGGCAUGGUCUGUUACUAGCACUGGGCAUUGGCGCAGUCCUCUUCAUCCCGAUUGGCAUCGUGAUGGCCAUCACCAAUCAGCAAAGUAGCAUAUAUCUCAUAUGCCAGUUGAUCUGCGGCGCCAUCUUCCCCGGCCGACCAGUCGCAAACAUGGUCUUUACUACCUUUGGCUACAUUUCCUCCACACAAGGCUUGAAGUUCGCCUCCGAUCUCAAGCUCGGCCACUAUAUGAAGAUCCCCCCGCGUAUCCUCUUCAAGCUCCAGCUGUCCGUCACCAUCAUCUCUAGUUUGACUCAGAUCGGCGUGCUCAACUGGAUGCUGAAUUACAUCCCCGGUAUCUGCACACCACAAGCCAUCAAUGGAUUCAACUGCCCAAUCGCCCGCGUCCACUUCAACGGCAGCAUCUUGUGGGGCGUGGUAGGACCCAAACGCUUCUUCGGCGUAGGUGCCCUCUAUCGGCCCCUCAUAUGGGCUUUCCUCGUUGGCGCAAUAGCACCAGUAAUCCUCUGGUACUUUGCCCGCAACAACCGCAAAUCCAUUUUGCGCAAAGUCAAUCUCGCUGUUGUAUUUGGCAGCCUGAGCUGGAUUCCGCCCGCCACAGGACUCAACUUCUCCGUCUGGGCCAUCGUGUGUUAUAUAUUCAACUACGAGAUCCGGAACCGACGGAAGAAUUGGUGGAAGAAGUACAACAUGAUGCUUAGCGCAGCGCUAGACUCUGGCCUGGCCUUUGGCGUUGUGGUCAUCUUCUUCGGCAUCGUCUUCCCCGGCUGGAUGAGUGGAUUCAAGUGGUGGGGUACCGAGGUCUACAAACAGGGCUGCGAUUGGAAAGCUUGCCCGUACAAGACCGUACCCAAAGGCGAGACCUUUGGGCCGCCAAAAUGGUGA